This is a messenger RNA of Yamadazyma jaroonii, 1179 nucleotides long. The record is from the annotation of a GenBank genome assembly. Lineage: Eukaryota; Fungi; Ascomycota; Pichiomycetes; Serinales; Debaryomycetaceae.
AUGGAAGUGAAUAACAAAAUCAAGUUCAGUUCUAAGUCUACAAAGAACAUUAAGAUUCAUUCUACUUUCGAGAGUAUGAACCUUAAACCUGAACUUUUAAAAGGUAUCUAUGGUUAUGGGUUUGAAUCUCCUUCGGCUAUUCAAAGUAGAGCUAUUAUGCAAAUCAUCAGUGGUAAAGAUACUAUAGCUCAAGCUCAAUCAGGUACUGGGAAAACUGCCACUUUCUCCAUAGGAAUGUUACAAGUUCUAGACAAUUCUAAAGAAUGUCAAGCAUUGAUUUUAUCCCCCACCAGAGAAUUAGCCAUACAGAUUCAAAAUGUUGUCAAGCAUCUUAGUGGAUAUAUGAAUGUUCAAAGUCAUGCAUGUGUUGGAGGAAAGAAUGUAGGUGAAGAUUUGAAAAAGUUACAAAAGGGUCAACAAGUCAUCAGUGGGACUCCUGGAAGAGUUUUGGAUAUACUCAAAAGAAGACAACUUAAUAGUCGAAACAUCAAAAUGUUAAUUCUAGAUGAAGCGGAUGAAUUAUUUUUGAAAGGUUUCAAAGACCAAAUCUAUGAAAUUUAUAAACAUUUAUCUUCAAAUGUUCAGGUAGUCAUCGUUAGUGCUACAUUGUCACGAGAAGUUGUUGAAAUCACAUCUAAAUUUACCACUGAUCCUGUAAAGAUCUUGGUUAAAAGGGAAGAAAUUUCUUUACAGGGAAUCAAACAAUAUUAUAUUCAGUGUGAGCAAGAGGAUUGGAAAUUUGAUACUUUAUGUGAUUUAUAUGAUAAUUUAACUAUUACUCAAGCAGUGAUUUUUUGCAAUACUAAAUUGAAGGUUAAUUGGUUAACUGAACAAAUGAAAAAGGCCAAUUUCACUGUUGUAUCAAUGCAUGGUGAUAUGAAACAAGAUGAAAGAGAUGUGGUAAUGAAUGAUUUCAGAUUAGGAAAUUCUCGUGUUUUGAUAUCAACAGAUGUUUGGGCUAGAGGUAUCGAUGUCCAGCAAGUAUCCUUAGUUAUAAAUUAUGAUUUACCUUUGGACAAAGAAAAUUAUAUCCAUAGGAUUGGUAGAUCGGGUCGUUUUGGUAGAAAAGGUGUAGCUAUCAAUUUGAUUACCCGAGACGACAAUGAUGAGUUUAAUGAUUUACAAACCUUUUAUUCGAUAAAAAUUAAAGAAAUGCCGGGGGAUUUGAACGUUAUGUAG